AUGGGCCACUCGAGCAUCACCCAUUCUUACCUCCUUAAGAAGGAGGCAGCUCCAAUCUUCAUCAGAAUUGAACUUGUUGGUGGCACAUCAGAACUCAGUGGAAGAAUUGAAAUCAUUCGUAAUGGAAUCAGAGGAACUGUCUGUGAUGAUAGUUUUGAUAACAACGAUGCAAAUGUUAUUUGUAGAAUGAUGGGAUACAGUUCUGGAGAAGUAAUUUCAAAUGUAUUUGGACAAGGGCAAGGUACCAUCUGGCUUGAUGAACUCGAUUGUACUGGAUCAGAAUAUGAUCUUGAAGUUUGUCCCAAUCUUUCUUGGGGAGUUCAUGACUGUACCCACAGGGAAGAUGUUGCUGUUCAAUGUUUCAAUGAAGCAAGUCUAACCACAAGUAUACCUCCAACUUCAAAUCCCAUAAGAAUCCAGCUUCUUGGUGGCUCAUCAGAAAUCAGUGGCAGAAUUGAAAUUACUCAUAAAGGAAUCAAAGGAACUGUCUGUGAUGAUGACUUUGAUAACAAAGAUGCAAAAGUAAUUUGUAGAAUGAUGGGAUACAGUUCUGGAGAAGUAAUUCGAAAUAUAUUUGGAGAAGGGCAAGGUACAAUCUGGCUUGAUGACCUCAAUUGUACUGGAUUAGAAUAUGAUCUUGAAGUUUGUCCCAAUAUUUCUUGGGGAACACAUAACUGUCAACACUAUGAAGAUGUUGCCAUUAAAUGUUUCAAAGACGCAAAUACAACCACAAGUAUACCUCCAACUUCAAAUGAUGUCAGAAUCCAGCUUAUUGGUGGCUCAUCAGAAAUCAGUGGAAGAAUUGAAAUCAUUCGUAAUGGAGUCAAAGGAACUGUCUGUGAUGACCAAUUUGAUAACAAUGAUGCAAAAGUUAUUUGUAGAAUGAUUGGAUACAGAUCUGGAGAAGAAAUUCCAAAUACAUUUGGACAAGGGAGAGGUGUCAUCUGGCUUGAUGACCUCAGUUGUACUGGAUCAGAAUAUGAUCUUGAAGUUUGUCCCAACCUUUCUUGGGGAGUGCAUAACUGUGGACACGAUGAGGAUGUUGCCAUUAAAUGUUCCACUGCAGACCAACUUGCCAUCAGAAUCCAGCUUAUUGGUGGCUCAUCAGAAAUCAGUGGAAGAAUUGAAAUUACUCGUAAAGGAGUUAAAGGAACUGUUUGUGAUGACCAAUUUGAUAACAAUGAUGCAAAAGUUAUUUGUAGAAUGAUGGGAUACAGUUCUGGAGAAGUAAUUCCAAAUAUAUUUGGAGAAGGGCAAGGUACCAUCUGGCUUGAUGACCUCAGCUGUACUGGAUUAGAAUAUGAUCUUAAAGUUUGUCCCAACAUUUCUUGGGGAACGCAUAAUUGUCAACACAAUGAGGAUGUUGCCAUUAAAUGUUUGAAAGACGCAAAUACAACCACAAGUAUACCUCCAACUUCAAAUGAUUUUAGAAUCCAGCUUAUUGGUGGCUCAUCAGAAAUCAGUGGAAGAAUUGAAAUCACUCGUCAAGGAGUCAAAGGAACUGUCUGUGAUGACUACUUUGAUAACAAUGAUGCAAAAGUUAUUUGUAGAAUGAUGGGAUACAGUUCUGGAGAAGAUAUUCCAAAUACAUUUGGAGAAGGGAAAGGUGUAAUCUGGCUUGAUGAUCUCCGUUGUACUGGAUCAGAAUAUUAUCUUGAAGUUUGUCCCAAUCUUUCUUGGGGAGUGCAUAACUGUGGACACGAUGAGGAUGUUGCCAUUAAAUGUUCUAAAGGAGCAAAUACAACUUUACCAACAACCACAAGUAUACUUCCAAUUUCCUCAACAGACCAAACUGUCAUCAGAAUUGAACUUGUUGGUGGCACAUCAGAACUCAGUGGAAGAAUUGAAAUCAUUCGUAAUGGAAUCAGAGGAACUGUCUGUGAUGAUCAAUUUGAUAACAAUGAUGCAAAGGUUAUUUGUAGAAUGAUGGGAUACAGUUCUGGAGAAGUAAUUCCAAAUAUAUUUGGACAAGGGCAAGGUGUCAUCUGGCUUGAUGACCUCAGUUGUACUGGAUUAGAAUAUGAUCUUGAAGUUUGUCCCAACCUUAAUUGGGGAGUGCAUAACUGUGGACACAAUGAGGAUGUUGCCAUUGCAUGUUUGAAAGACAUAAAUACAACCACAAGUAUACCUCCAACUUCAAACGUCAUCAUAAUUGAACUUGUUGGUGGCUCAUCAGGACUCAGUGGAAGAAUUGAAAUCAUUCGUAAUGGAAUCAGAGGGACUGUCUGUGAUGAUAUUUGUCCCAACCUUAAUUGGGGAGUGCAUAACUGUGGACACAAUGAGGAUGUUGCCAUUGCAUGUUUGAAAGACGCAAAUACAACCACAAGUAUACCUCCAACUUCAAACGUCAUCAUAAUUGAACUUGUUGGUGGCUCAUCAGGACUCAGUGGAAGAAUUGAAAUCAUUCGUAAUGGAAUCAGAGGAACUGUCUGUGAUGAUAGUUUUGAUAACAAUGAUGCAAAGGUUAUUUGUAGAAUGAUGGGAUACAGUUCUGGAGAUGUAAUUCCAAAUACAUUUGGACAAGGGCAAGGUGUCAUCUGGCUUGAUGACCUCAGUUGUACUGGAUUAGAAUAUGAUCUUGAAGUUUGUCCCAACCUUAAUUGGGGAGUGCAUAACUGUGGACACAAUGAGGAUGUUGCCAUUGCAUGUUUGAAAGACGCAAAUACAACCACAAGUAUACCUCCAACUUCAAACGUCAUCAUAAUUGAACUUGUUGGUGGCUCAUCAGGACUCAGUGGAAGAAUUGAAAUCAUUCGUAAUGGAAUCAGAGGAACUGUCUGUGAUGAUAGUUUUGAUAACAAUGAUGCAAAGGUUAUUUGUAGAAUGAUGGGAUACAGUUCUGGAGAUGUAAUUCCAAAUACAUUUGGACAAGGGCAAGGUGUCAUCUGGCUUGAUGACCUCAGUUGUACUGGAUUAGAAUAUGAUCUUGAAGUUUGUCCCAACCUUAAUUGGGGAGUGCAUAACUGUGGACACAAUGAGGAUGUUGCCAUUGCAUGUUUGAAAGACGCAAAUACAACCACAAGUAUACCUCCAACUUCAAACGUCAUCAUAAUUGAACUUGUUGGUGGCUCAUCAGGACUCAGUGGAAGAAUUGAAAUCAUUCGUAAUGGAAUCCGAGGGACUGUCUGUGAUGAUAAUUUUGAUAACAAUGAUGCAAAGGUUAUUUGUAGAAUGAUGGGAUACAGUUCUGGAGAAGUAAUUUCAAAUGUAUUUGGACAAGGGCAAGGUACCAUCUGGCUUGAUGAACUCGAUUGUACUGGAUCAGAAUAUGAUCUUGAAGUUUGUCCCAAUCUUUCUUGGGGAGUUCAUGACUGUACCCACAGGGAAGAUGUUGCUGUUCAAUGUUUCAAUGAAGCAAGUCUAACCACAAGUAUACCUCCAACUUCAAAUCUGGAAACUCUUGCAACUUACACCACUUUCUGGGAAUUCAAAUAUGUUAUAGACCAAACUGCUACUGAUAAAUGUCCAAGUGGCACAUACAGUAAUCAAACAGAUUGCAUUCCUUGUCCAGUGGGUGAAUAUCGAUCUAUCAAUAUAACUGGAAGCUGUAUGAAAUGUCCAAAUGGAACAUCAACACAUUCAAAUGGAAGUUACUCAAUCAGUCAAUGUUUAGUGACAUGUGGCAGAAGACCAAUAAAACAAAGUUACCAACGCUUUCCUGGUGGUCAGGUUGCCAAAUAUGGUGCUUUCCCAUGGCAAGCAAGAAUUUUGAAAGUUUGGUUCUGGGGAAAACUGCAUCACUGUGGAGCUGCCAUUAUCAAUAAAUUUUGGCUACUCACUGCUGCUCAUUGUUUAAAAAACAAUUUAAAGAAAGAAAAUAUAUUGCUUCAGACAGGAGAUCUGAAUAGCAAAAUCUGGGACACACAUGAGCAAUCAUUUCAAGUGGAGCAUUUGAUCGCACAUCCCUCCUAUGAUAGCCUCACCCAUGAUUAUGACGUUGGCCUCAUUAAGCUGCAACCAGACAGAAAUGGAAAUGGAAUAGUUUUCAAUGAUUAUGUUCAACCAGUCUGUCUUCCACCUCAAAAUCUGAGUAUGUCUGCAGGAACACGUUGUGAAAUAUCUGGUUGGGGUAGCACAAGUCAAACUUAUAUUUCCGUACUAAGAGCAGCAACUGUUCCCAUGAUAUCUCGUCAUGUUUGUGAAACAGUCCACAAAGACAUCACUCCAAGAAUGUUAUGUGCUGGUUAUCUUCAAGGAGGCAUCAAUGCAUGCCAAGGUGACCAUGGUGGACCCUUAGUCUGCAACAUUAAUGGAGGUUUCCUCUAUCUUUCCUUUUUUCCUUCCUUUCUUAUUAAUGUGACACUUUCCUUUUUUCAUAAAUAA
This is a messenger RNA of Acanthosepion pharaonis, 4323 nucleotides long. The record is from the annotation of a GenBank genome assembly. Lineage: Eukaryota; Metazoa; Mollusca; Cephalopoda; Sepiida; Sepiidae.